Molecule: messenger RNA, 3128 nt
Organism: Centropristis striata (black sea bass)
Lineage: Eukaryota; Metazoa; Chordata; Actinopteri; Perciformes; Serranidae
Product: microphthalmia-associated transcription factor-like
Exons: 10
Coding region: 20-1561 (513 amino acids)
Biological process (GO): regulation of transcription by RNA polymerase II; melanocyte differentiation
Cellular component (GO): nucleus
Molecular function (GO): RNA polymerase II cis-regulatory region sequence-specific DNA binding; protein dimerization activity; DNA-binding transcription factor activity, RNA polymerase II-specific
Source: RefSeq, a predicted model, not a curated record
AAAGUUGACAUCUGCAAGUAUGCAGUCCGAAUCGGGAAUAGUUCCCGACUUCGAAGUUGAAGAGGAGUUUCAAGAGGAGCCUAAAACGUAUUACGAAUUGAAGAGUCAACCCUUGAAAAACAGCAGCCCGUCGGACCAGCACGGCUCCUCCAAGCCCCCGCUGAGCUCCUCGGCCAUGACAUCACGCAUCCUGCUGCGGCAGCAGCUGAUGCGGGAGCAGCUUCAGGAGCAGGAGCGGCGGGAGCAGCAGAGACAACAGGCCUCCCAGUACCCACAAACCACAGCGGCCCAGACCCCCGCCAUCAAUGUCAGUGUCCCAGCCAGUUUACCGCCUGCUGCCCAGGUGCCAAUGGAGGUGCUCAAGGUCCAGACUCACCUGGAGAACCCAACCAAGUACCACAUCCAGCGCUCCCAGCAGCAGCAGGUGAAGCGGUACCUGGGGAAGCUUGGCUCUCAGGUGUUGAGCUUGCCCUGCCACAACCAGUCCUCUGACCACGGGGGCAUGCCGCCAGGGCCGGGCAACAGCGCCCCCAACAGCCCUAUGGCCUUACUGACCCUGAACUCUAACUGCGAGAAAGAGAUGGAUGAUGUCAUUGAUGACAUUAUUAGUCUGGAGUCCAGUUACAGUGAUGAUAUCCUCGGCCUGAUGGACCCAGGACUUCAGAUGGCUAAUGCGCUCCCCGUGAAUGCUAACCUCAUGGACUUGUAUGGUAAUCAGGGUAUGUCCCAGCAAGGUCUGCCCAUCAGCAACUCCUGCCCUGCCAACCUGCCCAACAUCAAAAGGGAAUAUUCCGUUUCACAAUCCCCGGCCAUCAUGCAUAUGCUGGAUAAGUCCGGAUCCUGCGGCAAGUUUGACAACUAUCAAAGGCCCGAAGGCUUCCCUGUGGCAGAGGUAAGAGCGAUGGCAAAGGAGAGGCAGAAGAAGGAUAACCAUAAUUUGAUUGAGAGAAGACGACGGUUUAACAUCAAUGAUCGAAUCAAGGAAUUGGGCACUUUAAUUCCUAAAUCCAAUGACCCGGACAUGCGCUGGAACAAAGGCACCAUCCUGAAGGCAUCAGUGGACUACAUCAGGAAACUGCAGCGGGAGCAGCAGAGGGCCAAGGAGCUGGAGAGUCGGCAGAAGAAGCUCGAGCAUGCCAAUCGACAUCUGAUGUUGAGGAUACAGGAGUUAGAGAUGCAGGCCCGGGCCCACGGUCUGGUCAUCACAUCUCCAGCACUCUGCUCUCCUGAACUUGCGUCCCGGUCCAUUAAGCAGGAGCCCUCUCUGGAGGACUGUCACCAGGACCUGUACACGCUCCACCCCCAUCACCAACACCACCCGGCCUGCACUCCAGAACCGCCCGGCACCCUGGAGCUGAACGAGGGCCACUCCAACUUCCCAGAGGGUCACUACAGCGUUCACGGCAAGCCGGGCUCCAAACUCAACGACAUCCUCAUGGAAGACACCUUAUCACCGGUGAGGGGGGGGGACCCUUUGCUCUCGUCCGUCUCCCCCGACACCUCAAAGGACAGCAGUCGUAAGAGCAGCGUGAGCAUGGAUGAGAAUGAUCAGGGCUGUUAGCACCCCCUACUGGAAGACGCCCGCGCCUGCUUCUCCAACCGUCUCCAUCCUGCUGCAAGUGUUCCUGCCAGCAGCUAACACGCUCCAGCUGCUGCAGAGGCUUUCUCCUCUCUGUGUCUUUUGUUGUUGUUUUUUUUUUUUCUCCCCCACCCGUGUUUACAUGUAUUGAAUCUUUUCCAUUCAUGUUUUUUGUUAGUUUUUUUUUUUUGUGAUAUCUUUGUCUUUUCAAGCCCUCAACCUUGAUUUCAAGGACUGAUUAUGAAGUAUGUUUGCUUUAAUCAAUACUUUGAUGACAAUGAGUUACAAAAUAGAAGUUUUUAUAUUUAAAAAAAAAAUAUGCAUUCAUCUUUGAAUAGAAGCUAGAUUAUGUUUAUUUCUAUUGAUUCCAAAGAAUCUAGGGAAGUUAUAAAUCAUGGUCAGAAAUGUAGAUAUUUUGUGUUGAGAUGAACACUGCUUUUUAAAUCACUAGCAAUAAUAGAAGAAAAAAAGUCUAUUUAUUACUAUAGUGCUUUACACUCCUUGUGUCUUAGAUGAACUUGAAUGUGCCAAUGCCUUAUUAAGAUGUUUAUACAUCGAUGUUGUAUUGCUAUGCACAUUUUUUGGCUGUUAGCUGAGUCUUUGUCAGUCUUCCAGUUGAAAUUUCUUUCUUGACAAAUAUUAAUCAUUUGUAGAUUUAAUCUUAUUUAUGUAUCUAUGUAAACAGGACUUUAUUUACACAUUCCCCUUAAGAAAUGUAUUUAUAACAAGGCAUUUAAAAAGAGCCUUUUAAAAGGACUGAGAUAAUAAAUUAAAGCACAAUAAACAUAGGAAGCUAAAAUGUCUCCUUCAAGAUAAUUAAUGUGAACAAAAUCUGCAUUGAAAAUGGCUAAUUUUAGUUUUUUAUUCUGUGUGAUAAUGAGCAAGAAGCAGCACAACAAUCCAAUAACAAGUUUCACCACAGUGAUGAAUCCCAUACGAUCCAGUGCUGAGUGCUCAGCAGUGUGUACCAGAUAUAUUCACGUUCCUCACUGCCAAAACCAUUGGAAUAUGGAAAUAUACAAAAAAAAUAAGAUUUUUUAAUAUAUUGCAGUCUCAAAAGUAGUCGAAUCCUAGCAUAAAUUAAAAUUAAAAAGCCUGUUACUCUGACACGUGCACAAGAAGCUGAUUUCACUUGAUAGAUCUGAUUGUAACAUAAUUCUAUGAAUCUUUAAUAGAUGAUUAAUGCAAAAUGAAGAUGAAUCAGUUACGUUUUUUAUUGUAUUCUUGUCUGUAGUGAUCAGACUAACAGAACUGGUAAAACUGCAAGGGAUGCACGAUAAGGAUUCGUUCAUUACCUGCUUCUCAUGGCCGAUACCAAUAUGAUAAUAAUUUUAUAUUUUUGUAUUUUAAAAAGAAGCUCUUAACCCCCAGUGUAUGCACACUUCAGUGACACAAGAUGGAUGAUUUAAUAUUUCAUAGCAUUGAUCACAUCCACUUUAUUUUUUUCUUAUGAAGUACAUCAAAAAACUUCAUAAACACUCAAUCCGUAAAAUAAGACAUGUCAAUAUAAUAAAUACUCAAUACCGCUGAGUAUUAACCCAAUAUAUAU